This is a messenger RNA of Manihot esculenta (cassava), 591 nucleotides long. RefSeq names its product swi5-dependent recombination DNA repair protein 1 homolog. The transcript has a single exon. The record is from RefSeq and is a predicted model, not a curated record. Lineage: Eukaryota; Viridiplantae; Streptophyta; Magnoliopsida; Malpighiales; Euphorbiaceae. The coding region runs from base 1 to 591 and encodes 196 amino acids.
AUGGUCAGAAUCAAGAUGAUGGCCACCGGUGAUCCCAGCAUGUGGAGGAGACGAGGGACACCCAGACCUGUGCGCAUUCCCACUGACAGUGAUGAGGAGGCAAUGGACAACCCUCCACCCGUCCCCACCACCACCGACACAGCACCGACCACUGGGACAGAGCCAAGGCGCUCCGACUCACCGGACAUCCAAACCUAUCACCGACGAAACAAGGCGAGGAUGAUUGAACCACCACCUUCUUCUCCAACAGUCGCAAUGGACACCCAGGGAGGCGAAACGCCUCAAGAAGACACCACAUCCACCAGUCAUGGCCAGAAACGGCUAAGAACACCAUCACCGCCACCACCACCACCACCACCGAGCCCGGAGCAACAUCCAGAGACACCCAUAGACACACAUCCCGCAAGCUACGAAGAAGGCCAUCUGCCCAAUGAUUUGCCCAAACCAGCCCACUCGGAUCACAUCACUCAAGCCUUGACUUUCAACAAGGCAUCUGAACGAGCCCAGCUAGACAGAGUCUCUUCUCUGCCAUACCAUGCAAGUAAGUACAUACACCAUGGCACCCUUGAAGCACUGAGACUCCAAGACUAG